Harpegnathos saltator (Jerdon's jumping ant) is the source of this 3432-nucleotide messenger RNA. RefSeq lists its product as uncharacterized. The record is from RefSeq and is a predicted model, not a curated record. NCBI's taxonomy places the organism in Eukaryota, Metazoa, Arthropoda, Insecta, Hymenoptera, Formicidae. Bases 1059 to 2651 code for a protein of 530 amino acids. The transcript is spliced from 5 exons.
GACUGCCAGCUGCACCAAGGCUAAACGCAGCGCUGGAAGUAUUGCAGAUAAACAAAAAGGUCUUCGUUUCCUUCGCAUUAAUUUUGAUAAAUGCGUCGUCAUAGACGAGUCAUCAUAGAGGGCUCGUACGAGCUCUCAUCAAGUAUCGAUACUCGUUUCGAGACUUGCGAUACAGGCAGUCAGUUACAUGACUAUAGUGAAUAGCGCAGUAUAUUCGAAAAGUUGUAUUUCUCGCAGUUUCGGCUCGUUCAAAGGCCUCGAAAGAGUUUGGUGUAUUAUCAUCGAGAAUAUCGAAAGUUUUAUCGUUACGUCGAAAUAUCGCCAGACAGUCGCCGAUGAUAAACAUCUCGCAUAGUAAUCGCGGAGAGUGCCUAAUGAAGUUAUGCGCGUAAUGAUGUGUAGUAAUUUUGACUACCUCAAUCGUUGCGAUCUUCAGACACGUACAGAAUGGAUCGCAACGCCGCAAUUGAGAUACGUAAGUCGUUCCAUAUUAUUCACGAUGUUCGCUCGACGUGGGUAAAUCUCAUGCGUCAGUUAUUACUUCCGGUAUCACCAAAAGUUUCGCGCGUGUGUAAUAAUAGAACAUCAUGGAACAGCCGCCGAGCGUAAAUAUUUCGCGGAAACGUCUUGUCGGAAUUGCCGAGCAAAGUAUCGCGUAUACGUAAUAAUGGCGACUCGGAAUAUUUUUAUGCUUUCGAUCGACCGGAAAGAUCUCAUGCACGAAUUAUCGAAAGCGUUUGUUAUAAAAACAUUAUCGGAAAAAUCGCGAAAUGGUCGUCAGGAAAAUUAUGUUCGUAUAAUGGUCAUCAGAAGAAGUCUACUCUGCAAAUUCUCAUUGGAAAUGCCGAACGUGGAUGGAAAUUCAAGUCGCUGCAUUCUAGGCUAUAGAAGAAUCGAGGGGUGAGCAUGUUUCAGUUGCGACAACUGAACGGUAUGCAGAUACGGAGCCGGGGUAAGCCGGUAGCCCGUGGGCUACCUGCGCGGUAGUAAUCAUAGUCACUCCGAACAGUCAACGACACUCGUGAGACCCGCAGGCGGAUAGCAGAUAAAUCACGAUAAUGCGCUUGUCAAUCAUGUAUCGAUUGAUCUUUCUACUGGCUGGAGCCAACGCGGCCGGCAUCGGCGAGGCUUGGCAGGUAACGCCGCACGCAAAGUCCGUCUAUACUGAUCAUCCGUUUCGGCCACGACUGGACUCUUCAGCAUUCGAGGUUCGUACUGUGAGCGGAGUAGGUCGUCUGGCUCCUCUCGACGAAUCGGCAAACGCUCAUAGACAACGUCCGGAAUUUACCACACCGAGUUCCAUAGAACCGAGCGCUCUUCCGGAUGCCGAGCAGGCAUCUCGAGAGAACAGAAACUUGAAGCAUUUACGGGAGAGUUUGGAGAGUUCAUCGUUCAAUGACGACGACGACGACGACGACGAUGAGAUUGAAAAGAAAGACGAGGCUGAGGAUGACUUCGUCCCCAUUCAAAAGUUAUUCAAAACGAGACUCAUGAUGAGACUACUGAAUUUAGAUAAGAAAGAUGACAACGACGACGACGAUGAAGAGUCUCCAAGGGAGAGGAGAGGACUCGUACAGCGGGUUCGUCGACAAGCGGAGAACGAGACGAGCAUGGAGAAGAUCUCGACGACUAAAAGCGUGCGCGAAGCCCGCAUGAAUUUUCCCGAAACAUGGUCGACCUCGGUGCAACCGAUUUCAGUGGAGUUCCGUCAUCGUAUCCCUUUGGAUCAAGUGAUUCAACAGCAGCAACAGCAAGAAGAGGAAGAGACAGCUCUGUCCAGCAGUUACCGGAGACACCAGGCACCCCAUGCGGAUUUCGUGACGAGCCACUAUCGGCGAAGCUACCCGGAAAGCCGCGAGUCCAGGGACAUGCCGAUCACCAGGAACUACCACGACGACUAUGAGACCUCGUGGUAUAGGAACGCGAUACGUGAGAGAGACUACGAUUUCCCGUCGUACCGUCGCGGAUAUAGCAGCUAUCAGUAUCCCGAUCGUUACAGGACGGAGAGGGACUACUACAUGCGUCCAUCAAGCGACCCGUACUACGAUCGUUACGAUCGUUACAGGGAGGACAACCUUGACCUUUACGGCAGGAGUCGACCUACGCCUAAGCCCAGACGAAUCAUCUACUACGCCACCUUGCCGGAGAUCGUGAGGAAACCGGUAGAUCUGAGAAAUUACCCGCGAGCUCCCUACGACGCGGCGAACAACGUCAGGUCAACAGUCACGCGAGACAACACCUACAAGCGUGUGCCAGGUAACGUCGAUCCUAGCAGGUAUCGAUACCGAAACGUGUACGACGCCUAUGAUCCGUACACGAAGAGAUCGAGCUACUACGAGCGUCCCUAUGGGUAUUCCGACCCGAGCGACUCGCGGCAUGUCAAGGUCUCGACGAAAGAGAACCUCCGGAACGACGGAUUCAGUGCGACUAAUGAGCGCAAGGUGAGCAAUCUUAUCACGAUUCGUGACGACGACGGCAAACUGCCGUGGCCGGUGCAGAUCGGCACAGAGGUAAAUAUCAAGGAGGACGAGAGGAUCCCCGGGAGGAAGAUCUUCGGCGAGAGCGUCGGCAACUACGAAAGAUUUCAGAGCGCGCAAUUGCAAAAGGCACCAGACGCCACGGGUUCCAGCGAACUCCAGAACGACAAUUAAUUAAUUAGUCGAAUGCCACGUGAUCGAAAACUACUUCGGCACUAAGAUUACGUGAACAUGGGCGUAUGAUAUGCAAAACUAUAUGACGUGAAAGAGACUAGAUAUGCGUACAACUAGAAUAAAUAUAAAUAAAAACAUAUGUAAUAGACGCCUUUAUACGAUAUGCAGGGUAUCACAGGCUUAAGAAUACAUCUUUUGCUUGAAUUCUUCAACUCGAGGACGAUUUUUUUUUAAUCCAUGUAUAAUAUAAAUUGUGAAGAUUUAUAUCUUUUCAACAAUGAUAAUCUGUUACAGAUUAUCAUUGUUGCAAUUAUUCGGUUCCAUAUACACAGACACAGAGUUGUUGAAUAAUAAAGGAUAAAGAAAAUUACAGAGAACUGGGAGUCAAUUAAUUAUUGAUUGACUGUCAUUAUGUAAGUGAAAAAUACAAUCCACUACGUAAUCGAUUACCUAUAAUAUAAGGGUGAGGAUAUAAGUAUCAACUUCCUCUAAAAUUUUUCAAUUCUCGAUGAUUGAAAAUGAUUAAUAUGUUUUAUUUAUUUAAUUAUUUAAAGGGUGGCAAUGGGAGAGGUUAUGGUUAAAUAAAUGGUGUUCGGUUUUUCGGUUCAGGUAUUCGGUUGGUUUAUGGGUAUUUUUUAUAGUUAAUAUCAAAUCACUAUUGCUGAAAUAGGAUAUAUGUGGAAACGAUAGUUAAUUUAUUCAUCCAUACUUUUAUGAACUUGUUUUAGUAACAUACAGAAUGUUUGCAAUAUGAAAUUGGAGGAUAUUUCUUUUUUAUUAU